GUCAGCUGUGCAUCACCCACAGACAGGGGGAAGAGGAGGAGACCGACCACCCAUCCCCCCGCCAGAGCGCCACGGCCCGGGGACACCACCGGAACCGGGGAAGGAGGGGCCCGGACCGCUGCUCAGCUCAUGAGAUCAGUUAUCCGGAUCUGUAGCGGACUGGAAGGAGGAUGUUAAGCGCGGAGAGCCUGGACCGGGUGGAUCUGUGUGAGAGUCUGUUGACGUGGAUACAGACGUUUCAUGUAGAUGCACCGUGUAAAACCGUAGAAGACCUUACCAGUGGGGUGGCAAUGGCCAUGGUCCUUCAGAAAAUCGACCCUGCGUACUUUGAUGAGAACUGGUUGAACAGGAUUAAGACUGAUGUGGGAGACAACUGGAGGCUGAAGAUUAGUAAUCUGAAGAAGAUUUUAAAGGGUAUUUUGGACUACAAUCAUGAGAUUUUGGGACAUCAGAUAAAUGAUUUUACGCUUCCAGAUGUCACUUUGGUUGGAGAACACUCCGAUGCAUUUGAACUAGGAAGAAUGCUCCAACUUAUUUUAGGCUGUGCUGUAAAAUGCGAACAAAAGCAAGAGUACAUCCAGACCAUUAUGAUGAUGGAGGAGUCCGUACAACAUGUAGUGAUGACUGCCAUCCAGGAGCUGAUGAGCAAGGAAACUCCAGUCUCUAUUGGAACAGAUGCCUUUGCUGAACUUGACAAACAGCUAAAGAAAACGACAGAAGAACUGAAUGAAGCAUUGGCAGCGAAAGAGGAAAUUGCCCAGAGGUGUCACGAACUUGACAUGCAGGCAUACUCUAUCCAAGAGGAACGAGAUAAGCUGAGAUAUGAAUGUAAUGAGCUAGAAGAAAGGGUUGCGGCACUCCAAGAAGAGAAGAGCAGUUUACUCGCUGAAAACCAGGUUCUUGGAGAACGCUUAAACCAAUCUGAUUCCUUAGAAGAUCCUAACAGCCCAGCUGGGAGAAGGCACUUACAACUUCAGACCCAGCUGGAGCAGCUACAAGAAGAAACCUUUAGACUUGAAGCAUCCAAAGAUGAUUACAGAAUACGCUGUGAAGAGCUAGAGAAGGAGAUCACAGAACUGAGGCAGCAAAAUGAGGACCUAACAACACUAGCUGAUGAAGCACAGUCGUUGAAAGAUGAAAUGGAUGUGCUAAGGCAUUCCUCGGAUAAAGUAGCAAAGUUAGAGAGUCAGGUGGAAUCUUACAAGAAAAAGCUAGAAGAUCUGGGAGAUCUCCGAAGACAAGUGAAACUGCUGGAAGAAAAAAACACCAUGUACAUGCAGAAUACAGUCGGCUUGGAAGAGGAGCUCAGGAAAGCAAAUGCUGCUCGGAGUCAGCUGGAGACCUACAAGAGACAGGUUGUGGAGCUUCAGAAUAGACUGUCGGAAGAAUCUAAAAAAGCUGACAAAUUGGACUUUGAGUACAAGAGGUUAAAAGAAAAAAUUGACAGUUUACAAAAAGAGAAGGAUAGGCUGAGAUCGGAAAGAGAUUCUUUGAAGGAAACAAUUGAAGAGCUCAGAUGUGUGCAGGCUCAGGAAGGUCAGCUUACUACAGCAGGGCUAAUAUCAUUUAGUAGCCAGGAGUCGGGAGACAGCUUAGCAGCAGAAAUUAUCACUCCUGAAAUAAAGGAGAAACUGAUUCGCCUUCAGCAUGAAAAUAAGAUGUUAAAAAUUAAUCAAGAAGGAUCAGACAAUGAAAAAAUCACUCUGUUACAGAGCUUGCUUGAUGAUGCAAACACGCGGAAAAAUGAGCUGGAGACGGAGAACAGACUUGUAAACCAGAGACUUAUCGAAGUACAGUCACAAGUGGAAGAAUUGCAGAAGUCCUUACAAGAACAAGGAGCAAAAGCAGAAGAUUCACUUCUCUUAAAGAAGAAACUCGAAGAACAUUUAGAGAAGCUUCAUGAGGCUAACAAUGAAUUACAGAAAAAACGUGCAAUCAUUGAAGAUUUGGAGCCACGGUACAAUAAUAGCUCAAUGAAAAUUGAAGAAUUGCAAGAAGCAUUACGGAAGAAAGAAGAUGAAAUGAAACAAAUGGAAGAACGCUACAAAAAAUAUCUAGAAAAAGCAAAAAGCGUUAUUCGCACCUUGGAUCCAAAACAGAAUCAGGGAACGGGGCCAGAGAUCCAAGCUUUAAAAAAUCAACUUCAAGAAAAGGAUAAAAUGUUCCAUUCUUUAGAGAAAGAGUAUGAAAAAACAAAGACACAGAGAGAUCAAGAAGAAAAGCUGAUUGUUAGUGCAUGGUAUAAUAUGGGUAUGACUUUACAUAAAAAAGCUGCAGAAGACAGACUGGCAAGUACAGGUUCGGGACAGUCAUUCCUUGCCAGACAGAGACAAGCUACGAGUUCCAGAAGGUCUUAUCCAGGGCAUGUACAGCCAGCCACAGCGAGUGAUGUCAUUGCAUGACCGUGGCAUGAUACGCCGUCAGAUUUUGCAUGAAAGUUUGUGUUCGGACGGCCUAACCAGCAGACUAACCAUCAUUAGGGGCAGUGGUCUAACCUAUGCUUGCUUAAUGCUUCUACUUGAAGCACUUUGCACCUUUUGUCACAGCUUGGCAUCAAGGUAUUGUGCUUUUCUUUCUUUAUGUAUCUUAAGAACAAAAUGCACCUCAUAUGCAUCAGAUUCCUAGCAUGUAGCCUAUUACGCUACCAUUUAAUGCUGUUGCCUCUUCAAUAUAGGGGUGUAUAAUCAUAAACUGAGCUGCUAGACGUGCUGCACCCGAUAUAAGCCAACACUGGUUAUGGGCAAGGCUGCCUUCAAGCUUCAUAACGUGGACCGCACAUUUAACCACUUGUACACACUAAAAUGGCAGCAAAGAAGGAGUGGCGAUUGUACACGUAUAGGUUUCUUGUACACUUCCUUUGUAUAGACCAAUGAGUACAUUUUGUGAAUAUGACUGUUUACAUUUUCAUGUUCUCGUUUUCUUAAAAACAAGAUUUUAUUUUAAAUUAUAUUCUACAGCUUCUUGUAUCGAUUUCCCAAUAUCCUUUCUAUGGACUUCAUUUGCAUAUACUUACUGCCUUAGCCCUUAUUUAAAUAAACCAUGCUCGUAGGUUAAUGUAUUUGUACUAACACUUCUUGUAUUUCUAUAAAUCUCUUUGUAUUUAGACACAACGAGUCUCCGGCUCCAGUUUUGCCUGUUUUAUUGUAUAGAUUAAAAUGCAACUUUUUACCGCAGUAUUACUUUAUAUAGAACAUUUACUUUUUUUUUUUUUAAUACUGAUACCGAUGCAAGCUUUAAUGUGCGUUUUAUUUCAGCUGUUAUCAGGCUGUAAAGUAUAGGAGUCCAUUAAGCAUGGGGGGGUUGGUGCUGAUGGGAUAUUGUAUGUACGACUUAGAAAUGCAGUUCUGGUAUGAUUUAGUAAAUUUCGCUGUUUCAAACUUAGAACUAUAAUCAUGACAUGGAGACCCUUUUAUCAAAAUGGCAAAUUAAAUUCUGAGCAACUUUUGUAAUGUCGCUGCAACUUCCGUCCAAUGGGAGAGGCUUGGAGCGUUGUUGUUGUACCAUAGUCUGUCAAGCAUGAUGGAUUAUGUCUACCCAGCAUGCACUAGUUUUCCUUUGUACUCUAGUUGCUUGCCCAUUUUUGUUGUAGUUAUUUGUUUUAAAAUUAGAAAGUGACUAUAAAAAUCAUAUUAUAAUUUCUAUUCAUUAACAUUGUGUGUACACCACAUGAAUGGAACUGAAGGAGAAUACCCAUAAGCACUGCAUCUGUGGUACAUAGUAUAACAUUUUGGAAUUGACAUUUUGGUGACUAGACAUCGUGUAUAUAGGAUGAAUGAUUACUGUCAUUACGAACAUAAAAUGUACAUUUUUCAGUCAAUUCUUUCAGUGUAACCAGAAGUGUACUUUUGUUAAGGAACUUGUAAAUAAACUAUUUUAAAUGAAA
Messenger RNA from Bufo bufo (common toad), 3883 nucleotides. It is a transcript of the gene HOOK3, whose product is annotated as hook microtubule tethering protein 3. Gene Ontology annotation, molecular function: microtubule binding; dynein light intermediate chain binding. Gene Ontology annotation, biological process: cytoplasmic microtubule organization; cytoskeleton-dependent intracellular transport. The coding region runs from base 171 to 2402 and encodes 743 amino acids. The record is from RefSeq and is a predicted model, not a curated record. The transcript has 24 exons. NCBI's taxonomy places the organism in Eukaryota, Metazoa, Chordata, Amphibia, Anura, Bufonidae. Gene Ontology annotation, cellular component: centrosome; cytoplasm.